AUGGCUCAUGAUCUAUCGGAAGGGGAUACCACUUCUCAGCGACAAAUCGGUCCUAGGGAAUUAGAGAUCUGCACCAAAGGCGACGGAAACCCACCGAAGGUUGUAGUCGGAAACUUUGACACUCUUGACUCCUUCGUGGGCCGAUACAGAUGCAAUAUCAAAUCUGUUCAAGUUUACCAACUCAACAUUUGUCGCAGGCUGGAAACAGGGCUAAAGCGAACACUUCUACAUCACUUCCAUUUUGCGCCGUACCCCCGAACUCAGCGUAAUACCUCGGCAUCUACACUAGCGCGUGGAACCCAAGCUAUGAACACAUUCACAUGUCUGACGCUUGCUUCCCCGGAUUCCAUCAUCGACUGUCACAAGCGACUGUCACAAGCUUCCGACGUGAUCUUUCAAAUACGCUUAGGCCCCUUGACCUUUCGUGUCUUGACUCUUCGCACACCGUACCUACUCAGUCGUAGCAUCAGUACAGACGUAUCCGUCCACCUCGACUCAACAGACAAAGCAACACACGUAAGCCAUCAUGUCUCUCAAGUCUGUGGACUCUUUUCCGACUUCCCCUCCUCCGCCGCCUUCGACGAAAUCUCCCGUUCUCUCUCAUCCUCCGAGGCCGACCGCAAAGACGCCAUCAAGAAGGGCUCUGCUAUCUUCGCCUUCACACUCAAAAAUUCUGGCAAAGAAGAGUCUUGGUACAUUGACCUUAAGGAAACCGGUACAGUUGGCAAGGGCACCGCGCCCGAGGGCAAGAAAGCUGCCGUGACGCUUAUCUUGAGUGAUGAGGAUUUUGGAAAGCUAGUCACAGGCAAGGCGAAUGCGCAAAAAUUGUUUAUGAGUGGCAAGUUGAAGGUCAAGGGUGAUGUUAUGAAGGCAACCAAGAUGGAGCCGAUAUUGAAGAAGGCGCAGACUGGAGCGAAGUUGUAG
Messenger RNA from Plenodomus lingam JN3, 924 nucleotides. Lineage: Eukaryota; Fungi; Ascomycota; Dothideomycetes; Pleosporales; Leptosphaeriaceae. The record is from RefSeq and is a predicted model, not a curated record.